AUGCACAUGAUGACCAAGAUGGGUGAAGUUGAAUGCCCUGACUUGUACAGGAAAGACUGCAAUCUGGCCGCCCACCUGCUGCACUGCUCCAAGUCACACUACAGAGCACACAAGUUGUCUGAGUUGCCUCUGGAUUUCCAGGAACGCAUCAACUCCUACAUGGAGAAACAUAGUCGAGGUAGAGGAGCCACCAUAGCAAUGUGUCACCCCAAUUACCCUGAAGAAGUGCCGACAGCAGUUAUUGCCAAGGUCCUGGAAAAGCUUGAACCAGGAAGUGACUCCCCUAUAACAUGCUCAUCAAGCUCCCAUGUUCAGGAUGGAGACUUUUUAAUAGGAACAGGAAGCAAUGAUCACCUAAACCGCCGCAUUUCAUACAAAUCAUCUGACCUGUACUGCAGCGACACAGCCCUGUAUUGUCCCGAACGAUGGCAAGACACAGAACGAAGGCAGAGUGUUGACCUCCAUGACACUGGGCUGCUUCAGCUGCAUGCUCAGACCUCCUUAGAGAGUAACCCAGAUGAUGAUCCUUUUCAGUCUGGUAGUUUCUCCCACCAUGAUCCCCCAUCGUCUUUUCACCACCAUGAAGAGUUUGGCACUGGCAGUUUCCCUGCCUCUAGUUCGUACUCCAGCUUUAGCCUUGCAUCAGAUGAGAAGGGGACAGUCAGUGGAGGGGGUGGGCGCACCACCAAUAGCGCCUUAUCCUCUUCCCAUCAGGGUCUUUAUAUGGACUGGCGAGAUGGUGUAAGUGGGGACUAUGACCACAAGAGCUUGUCUUCAUAUGACAAACAAAAUCCUGGCUUCUCCAAGUCACACAGCGUACAGCGAUUGGUGAGCACUAGAAGUCCCCAAAAGGGCAUGUCACCAUCGUACACAAGGACAGCUUCAUGCUUCAGUGAACCAUACCACUCAAGCUCCCCUCGCCUUGCCUCCUCCCACAGCAUGGGGUCCACAGCAGGACUGGGCCAGGCCCAAGGUGGAGCUUUGGACAGCCGGAAUGACAUACAGGUCCCUGAGGAUGACUUAAGUAUCCGCUGGAAACAGCUCAGCGUUGAGGAUAUCCAUAGUUUCUCUUCUUAUCGCAACAUGGCAGGCCGAAUCUCCCCGUACAGCUUCUCUGAGCAACAAUUUGCCAUGGGCCCAUCAAGUAAGCACAAAGAGUCUCUCUACAGCAGUUUCCAAGAAGGUGAUGAUGUCUUCCACGGCCAUGUCCUUGACCACUGUUUUUCUGUCGGCUCCCCGUCACCAAGCCAAAAUCCCAAACCUAAAGAGCAUCGUAGGUCUGAGAAAACAUCUGCAUUGUAUCGAGCAAAGGAUGACAGUCAAGACUCAGAGGGCAGUCUGUUCCUCUCUGGGAGCUCUAAAGACAAGGAAAGCAGUGGGGGGGCAACAUCGGCUAACAGUACCAAGAAGGACUAUGUAAACCUGGGCGUGGAUAGCUCGGCUGAGUCCUUGCACCACAGCUCAUUGGAGGCAUCAAGUCUUCAGCACUAUCCAGCCCCAAGGCCAACCAUCCGACCUCGCCCUAGCUCCAGUUCUGCCCUCAGCACAGGUCCUGCACUCCCGAAGAAAACUUCUCCGAGAUACAAAAAAUUUGGAAGCACAGGAUUGACGAGGAAGGACAGUUUAACCAAGGCACAGCUAUACGGUACGCUGCUCAACUGAGUGCAGACAAGCAGUUUCAGUUUAUGCAUGCUGAUGGUGAUGACUCCAAACUGUACUGUACUGCACUGUAUGUUUCCCUGAAGCAAACACAUUCUUGUGAUGGGAUGUUAAGCUGUUGUCCCUUUUUGUAUCUUAGCCAAGGCACGCUUCAUGCAGUCUGUAACAUGUUUUCUAUUGUGCAUCUUGAUAUACUGUAGCAAUCUGAUACCAUCUUUAAAGAAAAUGUAAUAGUUUGCUUUUCCAGUAAUGAGGAUUUUAAUUAGCACCACCAUUAUGUGGUUAGCACAGUAAGCAAAUUGAUAUAAACUCCUGUUUGAAGGGCAUUUAUCAUCACCAAUAUCAUCAGAAACUUUUAAUUCAAAACACUGAUAUUCUAGAAUAAGACAGAAAGACAUUGUACUUUCUGCUCCGGUCAUAACAAGAACUGUUAUUCUAAUAUGCAUCAACAUGCAGUAAUUGUGCAAGUCUAGCUUUUGUCCACGUCAUUAGUGUUUAAGUUGGGAUUAAUUGCUUUACAGUAAUAUAGCUUUUAAAACAACACUGUCUGUUAUUAUACUGGAACUCCACGAGUCGUUGUGUAAUCUGUCAACCCAUGACAAUAAUCAAUGUGCUCACCCGUCCCUCCACACACACACGCGCACACACACAAAAACCCCUUCAGGCCAGUGCUACAAAUAUGGUGGCUUGAAGGGAAGCUUAACUACUCAUUCAUCCAAAGACCACUUAAGGAUUAACACUUUCCUGUCGUCUUUCCUGCCUUCCCUAAUUUUGGCUCAGACAUGGAGAAAAGUGCUUUUAUUUAAGUUUUAUUAAAGACAUAAUAAAACAAAAGAUGUAAAAAGAAAAAUUCUUGGUAAAACAAGAAUUUGAAGUUGUUGCAAACAACUGAAAUUAAUCUCACUGCUGCAAGUGUUUAUUUGCUGGGACAAAAAGUAUACAUUUUCAUAAAAUAUCUAUUUUUAUUGGAUGGUGAAAAACAGAUACUCUUCACCAGAUCCCUCAGCUAUCUCCAUUAGGAUUUUUAAUCAAAAGUGCACAGUUCAUCCUUUUUCAAUGUUGGCCAUGAGCGGCUACACAUUUACUUGAAAUUAUGAUUAAAAAGAUAUUUUCAGUUACAGUAUACUUCACCAUUUCCAGAUGAUCAUCUCCUUCUGUUUGGAUAGGGGCCCUGUCAUUUACUAUGACGGCCACCAAAAAACAUGCAGUCAUGUUAAAAUUAAGCAAUAUACACCAAGCUCUAAUCCCAAUAGUGUUUACUUAAUUAUGUUAAAGCCUGGAAGAAUUUUUGCAUCGCAAUCAGCAAAAAAAAAAAAAAAAAAAAAA
Messenger RNA from Cyprinodon tularosa, 2985 nucleotides. RefSeq names its product brain-enriched guanylate kinase-associated protein-like. The transcript has 3 exons. Bases 1 to 1662 code for a protein of 553 amino acids. Gene Ontology annotation, cellular component: synapse. Lineage: Eukaryota; Metazoa; Chordata; Actinopteri; Cyprinodontiformes; Cyprinodontidae. The record is from RefSeq and is a predicted model, not a curated record.